Molecule: messenger RNA, 678 nt
Organism: Ostreobium quekettii
Lineage: Eukaryota; Viridiplantae; Chlorophyta; Ulvophyceae; Bryopsidales; Ostreobiaceae
Source: the annotation of a GenBank genome assembly
AUGUAUCUGACAGUGCGCCCAGGAGAGGUUUUUGGCCUGUUGGGUCCAAACGGUGCCGGAAAGACGACAUGCAUUAAUAUGCUUGUGGGUUUCAUGAAGCCUACGUCUGGAUCGGCUCUCAUCAAUGGCAUGGACAUCGCGCAGUCCAUGGAACAGAUCUACGACAGCAUGGGUGUCUGCCCCCAACACAAUCUGCUUUGGGACACGCUAACGGCCACCGAGCAUCUUCUGUUUUACGGCCGCCUGAAGGGCCUCACUGGGGCAGAGUUGAAGGCAGCUGUUGCCGAUGCCCUCAAAUCUGUGCGCUUGUUUGCCAAUGGCGUGGGAAACAAGCUGGUGAAGACGUACAGUGGAGGGAUGAAGCGCCGCCUCAGCGUCGGGAUAUCUCUUAUUGGAGACCCCAAAGUCGUGUACCUCGAUGAACCAAGCACGGGCUUGGAUCCCGCUUCUCGCCGGAAUCUGUGGGGUACUGUGAAGAGGGAGAGAAAGGGAAAGGCCAUCAUACUGACGACGCACAGCAUGCAGGAGGCGGGGGUGCUGUGCGACCGGGUGGGGAUAAUUGUCAACGGCAGCCUGGUGGCCAUCGGCAGCCCGCAGCGGCUAACGUCGAGGCAUGGGGACUAUCUGGUGAGAGUCCAUACGUGUUCACAAGCGAUCCUGUUUCGUUAUGUAUGCUAA